UUCAUCAACGGAGUCACACGGGGGAGAAACCAUUUAAAUGCAUGGAGUGUGAAAUGAGCUUCAGUCGGAGUGGACAGCUUAGAAUUCAUCAACGGAGUCACACAGGGGAGAAACCCUUUAAAUGCAUGGAGUGUGGAAAGAGCUUCGCUGACAGUGGAGUCCUUAGAAAACAUCAACGGAGUCACACUGAGGAGAAACCAUUUCAAUGCAUGGAAUGUGGAAAGUGUUUCUGUAGGAGUGGGCAACUGAAUUCACAUCAUCGAACACACACAGUAGAGAAACCAUUUAAAUGCAUGGAGUGUGGAAAGAGCUACAGUCAGAGUGGAAACCUUAGAAUUCAUCAACUGAGUCACACGGGAGAGAAACCGUUUAAAUGCAUGGAGUGUGGAAAGAGCUUCAGUCAGAGUGGAACUCUUAGAAUUCAUCAACGAACUCACACGGGGGAGAAACCAUUUAAAUGCAUGGAGUGUGGAAUGAGCUUCAGUCAGAGUGGAGUUCUUACAGAACAUCAACAAACUCAUACAGGGGAAAAACCAUAUACAGUAAGUCCUAGGGAAGUGGACAGAAGUUCUGUUGAAGUGGAAGUCUUACAAACAAUCAAAAGACCCUGAGGGGUAAGAGCUGUAAGAGUGGAAACUACAAGCCAUCAAUUAACUCUAAGAAGAGAAAUGCUUUAAAUAGGAGGAGUGUGGAUUCUGCUUUGGUUAUUAUGGAACGCUUUUUAGAGUGUAGAACCUGUUUUUCCCCGAGUUGACAAUUUCUCUCACAUCAAUAGCAGAAAAUCUUUUUUUUAGUAAACAUUUUAUUAGAUUCUCCAAUUUCAAUAUCUAAUCCAUUUCCAAAUUCUACAAGUUAUACAAAUAUCAAUUAAGCAAUUGAUCCAAAUCUUUUGCCAAAUUAUACAAAUUUAACAUUGACUUCCCAUGCUUCAGACUCAGAAAGUCUCCUUUUCUUAUUGUCUCUGCUUUCUUAUUCAACAAAAUCCAGAUCUUAUCCGAUAGUCCAUUAAAAUCCUUCUUUCUUCUUUCAAGCCUCUGAGGUUUUUCAAGCAAGCAAGUUUAACCCAGGAAAUCAAUCUUAAAUGCAUGCAGCGUAUGUGAGCUUCUGUUGUUUGUAUGUAACAUUGUCUAGACAUGUAUUUAAAGUAAUGAAGGUAACAUUUCACAAUAGUAAGCAUAAUAUAAUAUUUAAUGUAUUGUUAGAUAGGGAGUGAUAGUGUGUGAGUCUGGAGUGUUGCUUCUGAAUGAGGAUGGACUGAGAGUGAGCUGGUUCUGGUGUUUGGUGGAGGGAGUUGGAAAUAAAAAAAUUCCUGUGACUGGAGUUGGAAAUGUUUGUAUCUGGGAAUGGAGAGUUCCACAAAGUGGAGCUGAGAUUUGGAAGCAGAGUUAGAUUAAAAUUAUAGGAACAGCAGCAUAACUCCCACUGUUAUAAUUGUAAUAAUGGAACCAUGAAGACACAGAAAGACUGAAAGUACCUACUUAUAGGCCGAAGGAGAUCUUGAAAACCUCAUCUAUUCUUUUGAUUUAUAGAUAUAUUGUUUGGUGGCAGGAGAAAUAAAAGGGGUGUUUAGUGGCAUAAUGAGGAAAGGCUCUGUUCCCAGCUGCACGUCUUUCAUGAGGAGGGAAGGGGGCACAGGGAAGAAGGGGCUGUACCAGAGCAUCUCAAAGCAAUGUGCCGGGGGGGGCACAGUUACACAAUAAUAAUAAUAAUAAUAAUAAUAAUAAUAAUAAUAAUAAUAAUAAUUUAUACCCCGCCCAUCUGGCUGGGUCUCCCUCGAAGGAGGUUCAGGCACUCCCAAACCGAGAGUGCUAAGGGUCAACUUCCUCCAAAUUCACCAGCUGCCCCAAGGCAGGAGCCACCUCUGGCCCAGAGGGUGGAAAGCCUCCCUCCACCUUUGAAACUGGACAUGCUCCUAGGAAGACCUCUAGCCUAGUUCUUUAUUUCAAUUUUCUGUCUUAAUAACUGAACUAGCUGGCCCUGCAUGCGUUGCUGUACGUUAGUCUGUGAGAUAGAGGGUAAUAGCCCCUCUUCAGAUCCCCC
Zootoca vivipara (common lizard) is the source of this 2040-nucleotide messenger RNA. RefSeq lists its product as uncharacterized. The record is from RefSeq and is a predicted model, not a curated record. Gene Ontology annotation, molecular function: DNA-binding transcription factor activity, RNA polymerase II-specific; RNA polymerase II transcription regulatory region sequence-specific DNA binding. Gene Ontology annotation, cellular component: nucleus. Gene Ontology annotation, biological process: embryo development; regulation of transcription by RNA polymerase II. Lineage: Eukaryota; Metazoa; Chordata; Lepidosauria; Squamata; Lacertidae.